Molecule: messenger RNA, 875 nt
Organism: Cicer arietinum (chickpea)
Lineage: Eukaryota; Viridiplantae; Streptophyta; Magnoliopsida; Fabales; Fabaceae
Source: RefSeq, a predicted model, not a curated record
UAAUUUAAUUAAUUAUAAUUUUAUAACUUAUUGUGAUUUAAUUCUUUUAAUAUUUUAAUUUUUCAGUGGGUGCACGAGGAAGAGACGGCAAAAUCAUACGAAUUACACGGGACACUGAGACUUCUACAUCGACUCCGAUGAAUCCCCCAGAGAGGAUUCGACCGACAGCUUCAAGGAGAAGAAGACGUAUGAUUAUUGAAGAUGAUGAUGAGGGACAUAAUGAUCAGGGGGAGCCUUCUACAGUGCAUGAGGAAGAUGUGGUACAUGAGCAUAUGGUGCACGAGCAGGUGGAUGUACAUGAGCAGAAGGAGGUUGCACCUGCUCAUGAGGGAGAGCAUAUGGAGGAGGAACAUGAUGGAGCUGAGGGACCUGGUGAGCUCACACGGUAUCCUGAAGGACCUUAUGAUUUGUCUGUCCUUACACGAUACCGUUAUCAUGUUUCAGCUAGACUAUGGUUUGGCGAGAGCGACCAUUGCUGAAAAUUGUUGCGCAUGGGAAGAAAAUGCAACAAUUUACUCCGCCGGUACUUCCGCGACCCAUAGAGAAUUGGGUGAAUUUGUCUGGUCUGAACCCAUUACAACGGGGUAGUUUGAAGAUGAUCGACAACAACUUGAUAUCUGCCUUUGUUGAAAGAUGGCAUUCUGAGACAUCGUCAUUUCACAUGCCAUUUGGUGAAAUGACGAUUACUUUGGAUGAUGUUGCCAAUCUUCUCGGAUUGCCUAUUAGGGGUGAGUUCUACAGUCCACCCGAUGUAGAUAGAGUAACGACAUGUAAUCUUGCCGUCCAUCUAUUAGGAGUGACCACGGAAGAGAUCUGGGAGGAGACCAGAAAGACUAGAGGUGCACACUAUAGAUUGGAUUGGUUGAAGGAGAUGU